Molecule: messenger RNA, 3957 nt
Organism: Dicentrarchus labrax (European seabass)
Lineage: Eukaryota; Metazoa; Chordata; Actinopteri; Moronidae
Gene: rabgef1
Product: RAB guanine nucleotide exchange factor (GEF) 1
Exons: 9
Coding region: 314-1861 (515 amino acids)
Biological process (GO): vesicle-mediated transport
Cellular component (GO): endocytic vesicle; cytosol
Molecular function (GO): guanyl-nucleotide exchange factor activity; zinc ion binding; small GTPase binding
Source: RefSeq, a predicted model, not a curated record
AUCCUUGAGAACUCUGUCCCGGAUGCGGAAGUAAACACACUCCUCGGUUAAAACUCUCCGGAAAUCAAAGUUUCGUCUUUAAACACAUUUUUCCCGCUUUUACUCUUUUUUUAAUAAACGUAAUAAAAUCUCGGUGCGCUCGCGCCGUCGGACACACUUCCGCGUUGUUGUCCAGGUAACGUCAUUGUCCGGACCCCCCCCGCGCGGGUUUGUGCUCAGAGCAGGCGACAGGAGAAGAAGAAGAAGAAGAAGAAGAAGAGGAGGAAGAGGAGGUUCUGUUGCUGCUCGAGGAAGGAGACGACACACAGCAGCCAUGAGUCAGCGGACGGAGCGACGGGGGAUACACGUGGACCAGUCUGAUCUGCUGUGCAAGAAGGGAUGCGGUUACUAUGGCAACGCAGCAUGGCAGGGCCUGUGCUCCAAGUGCUGGCGGGAGGAGUACCAGCGGGUGCGGCAGAAACAGAUCCAGGACGACUGGGCCUUGGCAGAAAAGCUGCAGCGAGAGGAGGAGGCGGCGUAUGCCAGUAGUCACGGAGCGCAGACGCACCCCCAGUCCGCAGCGCCGGCGCCGCAGCCACAGGGCGCCCCCGGGCACGCCUCCCUGGGACCCUUCUCCAAGUUUGAGGAGAAGAAGACGAAUGAGAAGACGCGGAAAGUGACGACGGUGAAGAAGUUCUUCAGCCCGUCAUCUCGCACCGCCCCAAAGAAAGAAACCCAGGAGGGAAAGACUCCGAGUCCGUCCAUUAGCCGCCAUGCGAGCUUCGAUACGGAUCAGGUGUCAAAGGACUUUGUUGAGUUCCUGAAGAACCUCCAGAAGCCCGGUCGGGAGAUCCACAAGCAGUGCCGAACCUUCAUCAUGAACAUGUCGAGCAAGAAGGACCUCGGCGCCGACGAGCUGUCGGAGUGCGUUCAGGAUUUCUACCAGAACAUGGCGGACCGCUUGAUGAGCCACUUUAAAGGUUCUUCGGAGUCCGUGGAGCAGGUGAUGGACCAGGUGGAAAAGUACAUAAUGAGUCGUCUGUAUAAGAGCGUCUUCUGUCCCGAAACCACCGAUGACGAGAAGAAAGAUCUGGCCACGCAGAAGAGGAUCAGGGCGUUACACUGGGUGACCAUCCAGAUGCUGUGUGUGUCUAUGGAUGAAGAAAUCCCAGAAGUCUCUGAGAAUGUGGUCAAAGCAAUAACAGAUAUCAUUGAGAUUGACUCGAAGAGGGUUCCUCGGGACAAACUCAGGUGCAUCACUAGCUGCAGUAAAAACAUCUUCAGCGCCAUCAGGAUCACGAAGAACGAGCCGGCCUCGGCGGACGACUUCCUCCCGGCGCUCAUUUACAUCGUGCUCAAAGCCAACCCUCCGCGGCUGCAGUCCAACAUCCAGUACAUCACCCGCUUCUGUAACCCCAGCAGGCUGAUGACCGGAGAGGACGGCUACUACUUCACCAACCUGUGCUGUGCGGCGGCGUUCAUCGAGAAGCUGGAUGCUCAGUCUCUCAAUCUCUCCCCAGAGGAAUUCGAGCGCUACAUGUCGGGCCAAGCCUCGCCGCGGUUCAACAGCUCGGAGGUAGACUGGCCCCAGACUGGCCCGGCGCCCGGCGUGGCCCCCGCCAACCCCGUCCUGGCUCAGCUCAAUCACAACCUGGAGCUGCUGUCGGGCCUCAGCAGCCGGCAGGAGACGCUGAUGGAGGCGGCUCAGAGUCUGCAGGCCGACCUCCUCUCCUGGCCCGAGGGCGUUCAGCGCGAGGUGCAAGACAUCCUGGAGAAAUAUCCUCUGGAGAUUCUGCCUCGCACAGCUUCGGCCAUCGACGCCAACAACAUAGACAACGACAACCUGCCGCCGCCGCUCACGCCGCAGGUGUUCGCUGGGUAGCAGCCGUCUAAAACGGGAGAAAAACAUUUCACACACGGCAACGGUACUCCACACUAAACGCCAUCUCGCUACGCGUCUUCUGCACUUUAAACACCUCGUCACACCCGUGUUUAUAUUCAGUGGUUCCCAACCUGGAGGUCAAAGCUCCACCGGGGGGGUCGCAACGCCUUCUUGAUUUUAAAGGGUGUAAGAAAACUUUAAAAAUAUACACAAUCGGCCGGUAAUUCAGAACAAUUUUGUUCAUUUAUGUGAAGAAAACUAAGUGAAAUUGUUGUUUUCUCAGAUUAUCAUUAUUCAUAUAAUAAAUAAAAGCUAAAACCACCAAAGAGCUGUUAAAACAAUGAGCAGAAAACACAGAAUUUGUCUAAAAAGAAGCAUCUGAAGUCUGUAUGAUUGUUAAAUUAUCUGCUCAAAAUUCAUCCAAAUCUCCAAACUUCUUUAAGUUAUUGUGUAAAACAAUAAAACAGUAUUUGGGUUUAAUGUAGUUUAUCAGCAACUGUUAUUGUUAUACAUUGAAUAUAAUACGAAAUAAACACUUAAAAUAAAUCACUCGUGAGGAUAAAGGUCGGGAACCACUAAUAUAUUUUAAUCAGAUUGCAGCGAUCAGUGGAUUUACUCUCUGGGGUAAAAUAAAUAUGCUAAAAUGUCUUAUUGUUAUUAUUAUUCUGUCAGUUUCCUUUACUAAGUUGUCUGGACGGUGCUAACCUUCGAAAGGUCGGAGAGCCACAGAGUUCAAAAUGGAGGAAGCUAACAUGUAGCGUAGUAUUUGUGUUUCACGCUCCACUAAUAAUUAAACGUUUGCUGUCAGACGUUAAACUCACAUUCACAGUAACUCUUCAAAAUAAAACGUUGAUCAUAUCUUCCCAAAUCUUUCAACUCUCGUUAAAAAACGGUUUGGUUACGCUAAUCUUUAAUAGUACUAACGUUUACUGUCAGCAUUAAGUUGGAUCUACUCUUUGUUCCCCCCAUUGCUAAUGUUAAAAUGCUAAAGUUAGGUAGAAACAAUACAGUACAUUUCACUCUGUGUGGCCUUCUUGUGUUUUUAUUUAUCUUUUUUUAUUAAAUUUAUCUUUUUUUAUCAAAUUUAUGUGACUUCACUUAGAUUUUAGCCUUUUUUACUUAGAAAUAGUGGAUAAAGGUUAAAAAGUUGAUUUAAAAAGUGUGCCACAAAUCAAUUAAAUCACCUACAUAUCCUAAAUCAACUCACAUUUACACCAAAAUCAGGAUUUAGACAUUUUUCUGUAAAAUGAAAACAGAAAAUAAAAAAUUAACUGUUUCUCAUUUAAAAAACAAAAAAAACGAAAACAGAAAAUGAAUAAACGAGCUGUUUUGUUCCACUCUGACCUUUGACAUCCAGUAUAAACUGUGUCUGUGUUUCUGUUUUGAGGUCAGUUAGACUUUGAUAACAGUUUCUUUGCUGUGUUUAAUAUUCGGUUUUAUUUGUGUGUUGAACUGAAAUCAUCGAGCUGUAAAUGAAACAGGAAACCGCUCUGGAACAAAAACUCAUUAUUGUCGAGCAUCAAAUCAACAUGAAGAGAUGCUUCAGUUUCUGUAAACACUGUUUUUAAUAUUGUCUUGUUUGUAGAAUUCAGCUGUAUAAUGAACCUGAAUGUAACACGACUGAAUGGUCUCUUAUAAUUCUUGUAAAUAUGAAAUAAUAUCAAAUUAUUUUUUGUUUUGACCAUGAAAAAGAUAAAAAAAAACCUUGUAUUUGAAUUUUAACUCUUUGGGUUGUAAAACAGAAAUAACCACUCCUAUUGAUCGUAACGUCUCCUGACCCAUAGAUGCUAUGAAUAAUGUAUUUUAAAUAUAGAUUUAUUUUGCUGUUUGUGAUGUUCUGUAUAAUAUUAACUGUGUGCUGUGAGUCUGAUUGCCUGUUGAAACGCUGCUGCUGUGCUAACUGACGUUGAAUUAAAAACCUACAUUCGACCCGGUUUGAUUGCUGUUAGCAGAUUAACUGAGAACCACGUGUGGUGUUACUCGCUGGGGUUCUUUAACGUCAGUCAUUGGAUUGAUUUUUUAAUUUAAACUCAAUUUAUGAGACACAUGACAGGGAAUAUCUCCGAUGUGGGAUCAAUAAAGUCUGUUUCAUCUUA